Molecule: messenger RNA, 3164 nt
Organism: Cyclopterus lumpus (lumpfish)
Lineage: Eukaryota; Metazoa; Chordata; Actinopteri; Perciformes; Cyclopteridae
Product: E3 ubiquitin-protein ligase ZFP91
Exons: 12
Coding region: 495-2774 (759 amino acids)
Biological process (GO): regulation of transcription by RNA polymerase II
Cellular component (GO): nucleus
Molecular function (GO): transcription coregulator activity
Source: RefSeq, a predicted model, not a curated record
ACGCCUACUGCCGUCUUCGCAGAUUUAGAAACAAUGCAGCUAGGCUGAGUCGGUCGGCAAAAAGCCAGAGGUAAAUCCAGAUGAUUUUUAGAGCUGCUAAAUUUCCGGGCCGCUCCUGAACGUAACCACCGUUUAUAUUUGGCUUAAAGGAGACGCAACAAAGCGCACAAAAUGGUUGUGCGCCGGGCCCGGGCGAAUAAGUAGGUUUACUAUAGCUUUAAGAACGCGAAAAUAGGCUCUGCUUCUUUAAAAUGAUAUCGGGUUAUUACUGAAUAGAUAAUUAAGAAAAGUUUUCAAUUCUGAUCAAUAAAUAUAUGCAUUUUAUUAGCGACGAAUCCGAGGCAUUCCGUGAAAAUGCCCCACUGUUGGAUAAAGGCCGCUCGCAAUCAUAACAAACGUCUUUGAAUCAGAUGUUGUCCGUUUUUCUUCAAAUCGCGAGUAAGCCUGCUUGACUUUAAGCUGAAGUGAAAGUAGACCGAGGUGUCCUCACGGUGAUGGAACCGGUGGGCGACCGAACGGGAGAUGUAAAUAAAGGUGACGAGCCGGCGGAGGGCAAGGCCGCAGAAGGGACCCCGGCCACCAGUUUGACUGUUACCCCGCGGAGGGGUCUCAGAGAGCGGGCAGCCUGCCGCUCGAGGUCCGGUGUCUCCGCCUCGCUCACGGACGUCAACGGAGCAGCGUCGAGCCCACAUAGCUCUGGGCGAGUCCUGAGAGACCGGUCAACGCGGGCGGUACCGGCCUGGCUGAAGGACACCAAGAGCGACGACGAAGAAGAUGGACCGAGCCCGGACGCCGGCGCGACUAAGCGGAGGAAAGUUUCCAACGCGAGGCGAAAGAAAACCCCCGACUCUGCGGGCUCCGCUGAGGCUGAAGGGGGGGUCGCAGGUGACAGCCUUCGCGACACAGACUCUGAGGACCCAAAGAAAGCUGCCACAGAUGCUCAAGCUCUCCCCCCCAGACGCCCCCCGGCCCAGAGCCGUGCCAAGCCCCCGUCUGGCAGGGCCGUCCGCGGCUGUGCCAGGCCCGUGUGUAAGACCGAACCCGGAAUGGAGGGUCCAGCUGCAGCGGAAGGAGAGGUAAAGAAUAAAGACAACUAUGAAAUUCUGAAGAAAGAGGAUGGAGGCGAGGAGCCGGUCUUGAAUGAUGGAGAAGAUCCUCCGUGUGGGGACGACCCGGACGACCUCAGCUACCAGCCGCUAAGUCAGAGUGGCGCGGAGGAAGAAGAGGGUCUCAGCAGCGAUGAAGACCUCCCCUUUACAGACGACCUAAAUGACCAGAGCUACGACCCGAACGCUGAGCGGUGUGUGGAGGUCCCGAAACCAAAGCGCAGAGCUCCUCCGAGGCCGAAGGAGAGGAAAGAGAAAGAGAGGGCACCGAAGAAGGAGAAAGAGGUCGCCGAGAUAAAGAUAGAGGGCUCGGACAAUGUGGAGAGUUUGGAGGAGGAAGUAAAGCUAGAGGAGGAACUGGUCGAGGACCCGGAGGGACCCAGGAAGAGAGGCCGGCGGAAAAAAGACGACAAAACCCCGCGGCUGCCAAAGAGGAGGAAGAAGCCGCCGGUGCAGUACGUGCGCUGUGAAAUGGAAGGAUGUGGGACGGUCCUGGCUCAUCCUCGCUACCUGCAGCACCACAUAAAGUACCAGCACUUGCUCAAGAAGAAAUACGUCUGCCCCCACCCUUCCUGCGGACGGCUUUUCCGACUACAGAAGCAGCUGCUGCGCCAUGCAAAGCACCACACAGACCAGAGGGACUACAUCUGUGAGUUCUGUGCCCGUGCCUUCAAGAGCUCCCACAACCUGGCUGUGCACCGCAUGAUCCACACCGGAGAGAAGCCCCUGCAGUGUGAGAUCUGUGGCUUCACGUGUCGCCAGAAGGCGUCCCUCAACUGGCACAUGAAGAAGCACGACGCCGACGCCACCUACCAGUUCGCCUGCUCAAUCUGUGGCAAGAAGUUUGAGAAGAAAGACUGCGUGGUGGCCCACAAGGCCAAGAGUCACCCCGAGGUGCUAAUUGCCGAGGCUCUGGCAGCAAACGCCGGCGCCCUCAUCACGACCCCUGUCUCCCUGCUGGAGCUGCAGGGAAACCCCAUGCAAGCGGAGGUCGCCGGCCUGGACGUGAGACAACUGGGACAGGGCGGGCAGGUGGACCAGCUGAGCCACGAAGGGCAGGUGGCUCAGCUGGGUCACGUGGCCCAACAGGUGGUUCUGCUGGGACAGGACCAAAGCCUCCAUACCAUGCAGAUGCCUGUGACAAUUGCCUUGUCCCCGCCUUCACCGACCGACAACCAUCAGCAGACCCAUCUACAGCUCCAGAUGCCCGUCCAGUUCGUGCAGGCUGCUCAGCAGCCCCAAAUCCAACAGCUGACCCUCCACUCCAGCCAGGUGGUGACCCAGCAUCAACCCCAGCUGCACCCUCUGCAGUCGUACUCCUCCCAGCAGCAGACGCAAAUCCUUCAAAUGACCUUCCAGCCGGUCAGCCAGUCUCAAACCCACAUUCAGCAGAUCCCCAUUCUCUCGACCCCUCAGCAGCUCCACACCCUCCAAACAGCUACCAUGAGCUCCCCUCUCCUGUCCUCAUCCCAGGACCCGGCCUCCACGAAUGGGGACAGCUUCAUUCUGGACAAUGCAGUGCUCUCGUCGUCCCCUCCGUCGGGCAGCUCCCUUGCGCAGACGGGAGUAAUGGGGCCGGACGGCGCGGUCUGGGAGCAGGCGGGACACGGCGGGGUUCUGUCGGACAGCGUCGAGAGGCUGGCGCUGCAGCAGCAGCCCCUCAUGUGAAAGAUAAGACGACCUGAUAAACUGCAUUGCUAUGUUAGAGGUAACCCUAAGGUCACACAUAUUACGUACCGUUCACUCAUAGUCCUAUUUGGUAGCUUUUUAGAAUAUCUGUAUCAGGGAAUGAUGUAUAUGUGUCUGUGUGUGUAAGCUGUUGCCUUUGUACAUACGUCCUGUAAACUGAACUAGCCGUGUGUGUGUGUGUGUGUGAGUGAGAGUGAUAUCAUGAAUCAACACACAACAUACAUUUUAGGAAGCUAUCAUCUCCUCCACACUUGUGGGGUGAGAAAGUUCUGUUUCAAUGAACUGGCAGCUAUUUUAAUUUGUUCAGUUUAUGUCCAGGUCUACUGUAAAGCCUUUAUUUGGUGAGAUUAAAGGAAUAACAAACGACUA